UCCAACGGAAACACACAUCUCUUUCUAUCCAUGGUAUUGAAGGUGCCUUUGAUGGUACUGGUGCUAAAACAGUCAUUCCUCGUAAAGUGAUUGGCAAGUUUUCUAUUCGACUGGUGCCUGAUCAGAAACCAGAUGAGAUAGAGAAGCAUGUUACUGAAUAUUUGAAGAAAGUUCAUGCUGAACGAGAAACGCCAACCAAAAUCAAUGUCAGCAUGGGACAUGGUGGCAAACCUUGGGUUAGUGACUUUGAUCAUCCACACUACUUGGCUGGACGCAAAGCAAUGAAAACAGUGUUUGGCGUUGAACCUGAUUUAACCCGUGAAGGUGGCAGCAUUCCAAUCACCUUGACGUUCCAAGAUGUAACUGGUAAAAAUGUAAUGCUAUUGCCAGUCGGUUCUUGUGAUGAUGGUGCUCAUUCUCAAAAUGAGAAACUGAAUCGUAGCAACUACAUACAGGGAACCAAGAUGAUGGGUGCAUACUUUGAAGAAGUUGCUCUUCUUGAUUAGAGACUACCGUGGACACAGAGAAACUGACAUUCCAUGUAUUCAGAAACUCCUCAAGAUGCAAAAUUUACACUUUCAUGAGAAAGAAAUUAUCUUGUCAUCAAGUCCAGUAAACAAAGUCUUCCAUUUUUAUUGAAAUAAUUGCAGGUGACAUUACCGAAUAACUAAUUUCAUAAAUAAAAAUGUUUUGAUCAAAAAUGCUGAAAAUUGCUAAUAUUUUGCUGAGUGAAGGAUUAUAUUAAGUGAAAGACAAAAUGCAAAUAAAAAGAUGGGGUACCAAAGUUUGUUUCCAUGGAAACACUUUAUGAUUUUCUCAAGUCCUAUGCAGGCUCAAAAUUCACCCAGCCAGUUAAAAACUAGUUCAGAUAAUUCAGGUAUUUGUUUAAACUGUCAAAUAUAUUAAUUACUGUGAAUAAUUGUGUGACAGUGUUAAAUAGUCACAUGAUAUACUGUUACAUUGUACUGCUUUAACUUUAUUCCAGAUCUGCAAUAAAACGAAUGUUAUAAAUAGUA
Molecule: messenger RNA, 1016 nt
Organism: Saccoglossus kowalevskii
Lineage: Eukaryota; Metazoa; Hemichordata; Enteropneusta; Harrimaniidae
Product: cytosolic non-specific dipeptidase-like
Biological process (GO): proteolysis
Cellular component (GO): cytosol
Molecular function (GO): dipeptidase activity
Source: RefSeq, a predicted model, not a curated record